Molecule: messenger RNA, 465 nt
Organism: Colletotrichum godetiae
Lineage: Eukaryota; Fungi; Ascomycota; Sordariomycetes; Glomerellales; Glomerellaceae
Exons: 1
Source: RefSeq, a predicted model, not a curated record
UCCACUAGGUCGGCAGAUCCGUUCGUCACCUCACCUCAGCCAUGGUCUUCAGCCUGGCAAGCGCCGUCUUUCCAAGAUACUUACGGCACCACCGACCGACAAGACUCGUUUCCCUGCUAUGAGGCACCUCCCGACACUUCUGCACCACCGGGUGUCGACCGCGUCGACAGUUCUGUCUUUCCCGACGUUGUCGAGCCCAAUCAGUACCGAGAUGGGAUUCUCGACCCAGCGUUAGUCGACUUCCUCCAACUUGACGUUGGCGAACAGUACCUCAUCGAGCGACGCCUGCAACGGCAACCCUGGAAGGCACUUACGGCUGGCUUCCAGCAGCGCUUCGGCGUUUCGGCAUCCUCGACGCAGUCUGCUCUAAUGAUGAGGCUAAGCCGAUUGAAGAAGGAGCACCCUCAAAUCCGCUCAUUGUUCGAGGAAGCGUCUCUGAAGGGACAUUCCAGGAGACCAAAAGAG